AAUAGACAUAAACAAAUUAGCAAAAAGAUUAAAAAUCAUUGAAAAACAAGUAUAAUUAAUUUUUGUAAAGAAUUAUUUUAUUGGAGGUUAAAAUUUGCCAUCUCGAUGAAAAAGAAAAAAGUGUAUUAAUAAUUUGUACUUAUUGUCAUUAAUAACCUUGAAUAAUACGUAAUCAUGGAACAGGUGAUUAUCAAAAGAAAAAAAAUAAACAAGAGUUGGAUAAUAAAAGGAGGAAAAUCAAUAUUGACUUAUAGAAAACUGAACAAGACAUAAAAUGUGUGAUAUCGAUAUAACGUCACUGCGAGAUGUUGAAGGUUAAAUCAUUUCUUGGGAUUUGGUCCUUAAAGACAGGCACAUUGUUUAGUGGAGUAUGCAGUAUAGUAUUAACAAUUUUAACAAUUAUUGUUCUUUUCACUGUGAAUGCUGAUUGGAAAACUAUAAUUAUCAAUGUAGAUAAAAAUAUAGCUCGUAUAAUUUUUACCAUAUUUUUGUGUAUGACAAUAUUAUAUUCAACACUUUUAAUUAUCGGUGCACUAAAGCGGAAAACUUUAUUUAUGCUACCAUGGGUUACAUUGACAAUGGUUGCCAUUCCUGGAAUAUUCAUAAGUGUUCUUUAUACCUCAAUUAUGUUUUUUCUUCAAAAACACAUACUGGAAGGAGUUAUUUGUUUAAUUCUUGGUCUAAUAUUUAAUGUUCUCUGCGCUUAUGCUUGGCUUGUGGUAAAUAGUUAUUAUAAUCAAUUAAAAAUUGAAAAAAUGAGUACCAAAAUAGGACCAUACGGAAAACCUUACAAUUAUCAGCGCCCCUAAUUGUAUUUUCAAAAAUGCAAGAAGUGCCACACCAACUUAAACUUGAACUGAUUAAAUUUUAUAUUUUGAGAUCUGAGCAUAAUAAAAAAAAAUUAAUCCUGCUUUUUAUAAUCAGCAAAAAAAAAAAAAAAAUUAGUUGAAUCUCAUUUUGGAGAAAAAGCGAUUUAAUAACAUUAUUUUUAUAUCGUGAAUGUAUUUAAUAAUUUAUUUAGAUCUAUAUUUUUUAACUUUGCAAAAAGAAAAAAUUUGCAAAUUUUUGUAUUAACUGUCUAUUAGGGUCAAACCAUUAUAUUUCAACUAAAGUGGUCGCUGACUAAUUUUUAAAAAUUAUAAUACUUUGCAGGAAUGAUUUUGAAGUUAUCAAGAUCACGAAAUGAAAAGAAUUUUAUUAA
This is a messenger RNA of Leptopilina boulardi, 1201 nucleotides long. RefSeq lists its product as uncharacterized. The coding region runs from base 306 to 809 and encodes 167 amino acids. The transcript has 6 exons. Lineage: Eukaryota; Metazoa; Arthropoda; Insecta; Hymenoptera; Figitidae. The record is from RefSeq and is a predicted model, not a curated record.